AUGUCGCAGACUGUGAUUCGUAUCGAAGGGGAGCGAACUUCAGUCCAAAACCUGAAAGCUUUUAAGGAGGCCAUUCCCGAGCCUUCAAAACAUGAAGUUCUGAUCAAAGUACACAGCGUCUCCUUGAACUACCGGGAUAUUGGGGUGGCUACAUCGUUGUACCCCUUUCCCGUGAAGAACAACGUUGUCCCAUGCUCGGAUGCUGCCGGCGUUGUGGCCAAGGUCGGUGAAGGCGUCAGCAAAUUUGCUGUGGGAGAUCAUGUUGUGGGGACAUUUGAUCCAACCAACCUCUUCGGUCAGCAGUCGGAUUGGCUGAAUGGCCAGGGAGGCCCCGUUGAUGGUGUUCUACGUGAAUAUGUUUCUCUUCCGGCAUCCGCUACAGUCAAAGUCCCGAAGGAUUCCCCCCAAAGCUUCUCCGAAUGGUCGACUUUGGUCUGUACAGGUGUCACUGCUUGGAACGCCCUUUACGGUGCCGUUCCUCUGAAACCAGGUCAAAUUGUGCUCUGUCAAGGGACUGGAGGUGUUGCCAUCACUGGAUUGAUUCUGGCCAAGGCUGCGGGCGCUACUACGAUCGUCACCUCAUCUAGUGACGAGAAGCUUGAAUUCGUCAAGUCUAAGUUCGGGGCUGAUUAUGGUAUUAACUAUAAGAAGCACCCAAAAUGGUCCGAGGAGGUCAUGAGGCUCACUGAAGGAGAAGGUGUGGACUUUGUUCUUGAGAACGGUGGCUCUGGAACCAUCGCAGAGAGCAUCAACUCGAUCAAAAUGGGUGGAAACGUGUCCGUGAUCGGCUUCCUCUCACAAGCGAAUCAAUCCGAGAUGCCUGACGUUGCGGGUAUGGCGCUUGCAAAGGCUGCCACUAUUCGUGGUAUAACUGUUGGUUCCACUCAGCUCCUUCAAGAUCUCGUCCGUUUUGUCGGUCGCAAAGGACUGCGUUUGCCUGUUGAGAAGGAGUUCUCUUUCACUCAGGAGGAUGUCGUGAAAGCCUAUGAAUAUGUUAUGUCGGGAUCACACAUUGGCAAAGUUUGUAUCAAGGUGGCCGAAUGA
Molecule: messenger RNA, 1044 nt
Organism: Penicillium robsamsonii
Lineage: Eukaryota; Fungi; Ascomycota; Eurotiomycetes; Eurotiales; Aspergillaceae
Product: zinc-dependent alcohol dehydrogenase family protein
Exons: 2
Coding region: 1-1044 (347 amino acids)
Molecular function (GO): oxidoreductase activity
Source: RefSeq, a predicted model, not a curated record